UCAGAAUGCUUCCAGAACACAGUUCUAGAGCUGGCGCCGGCCUUCUGGUUUUUACUUACGACCCCGUGCUACUGGUAUCACUUGCUGACCUCGUCACGUGACAAACAUUCGGUCUGCUGGAUUUUUAUUGCUAAACUGAUUUUAGCUUUGUGCCUUUCGGCGGCUGAUAUCACGUGGGGUUUUGGUUUAGUGACGGAAGAAAUAGUGGCUGACCGACUCACCGUAGUACUGGUUCAGGUCGUUAUUCUGAUGUUCUACAUAGGCACCAUUGUACUAGAGAAAUCACGUAACGUUGUCAGAUCUUUCCCUAUGUUUGUCUACUGGUCCCUGGCAUCGUUCUGUUUGCUUGUGAAAAUCUUUGAAAAGGGAAUGAGCGGAGACCAUGCAAGAGCCACGUUCAACUUCAGCCUGGUGGUCGUGCGGUAUGUGGCGACUACAGGGCUUCUGGUGGUCACGUGUUUUGCUGAGUACCAUGGGGCUAAAGGCAAGUCACAUAACCCUGAGACAUCGGCUGCUGUUUUAUCCUGGAUCUCCUUCACGUGGCUGGAACCCCUAUUGUGGCUGGGAUACAAACGUCCAUUACAAGAUGAUGAUACAUACGAUCUCAUGCCGCAGGACACGUCGUCGUCAGUAACAGAUGCCCUCAUUAAAAACUUGAUAAUUACCACACACAUUUCUCCAAAAAGGAGACCCAGGAAGUGGAUAAGAGCUACGCCAAGCUACAAUGAAACCCAACUUGUGGUCGUUAACAAAGUUGAAGACACAGAGAGACGAUCCUACGACGCCGUCAAGAGCUAUGCUAGCAAUGAAACAAAUAAGCCAAAACAAAGAUCGUUCUUCAUGGCUCUGUUUUUAACCUUCAGAUGGGAGUUUUUAUAUUGCAAUAUUGGGAUGUUGGUUUAUGUGGCUAUGAAUUUAUUUAUCCCCUUCAUUCUUGGUUGGUUGAUAGACUACAGUGUAAAUAUAACAGAGCUACACUGGCAUGGCUAUGUCUUUAUGAUGUUGCUUUUAGCCUCCAAAAUGCUGACCACAGUUUUCAGCCAAUCGUCUGAGUACCUAAGUAACAGACUGGCCAUUCGAGUACGUAGUGCUGCUAUUGGCGCCAUAUUUCGAAAGUCUUUGCGAUUGUCCAAUGAAUCUCGAAAAAUCUUUGGCUUGGGGGAAAUCUCAAACUUAAUGUCUGUCGACACAAAUCACUUCGAGCUGUGUCUAAAUGGGGCAUUUUGGAUAUGGAUGAGUAUUUUGCUCUUUGCCUUUGGGUGUUACUUGCUGUAUACUGUCAUUGGAUUCGCAAUGCUAACAGGGUUAGAUUUAACUUGCUUGAUGUUACUAAGCAAUCUUGCUAUAACACAAAAAAUGAGAACUUAUCACGAAGAGAUGAUGGUGGUGAAAGACGAAAGACUAAACAUAAUGAGUGAAAUACUGCAAGGCAUCAAGAUGAUAAUUAUCAGGAUACCUCGCUAA
This is a messenger RNA of Physella acuta, 1464 nucleotides long. Its product is annotated as multidrug resistance-associated protein 1-like. Gene Ontology annotation, biological process: transmembrane transport. Gene Ontology annotation, cellular component: membrane. Lineage: Eukaryota; Metazoa; Mollusca; Gastropoda; Physidae. The record is from RefSeq and is a predicted model, not a curated record. Gene Ontology annotation, molecular function: ABC-type transporter activity; ATP binding.